This is a messenger RNA of Dibothriocephalus latus, 228 nucleotides long. The record is from the annotation of a GenBank genome assembly. NCBI's taxonomy places the organism in Eukaryota, Metazoa, Platyhelminthes, Cestoda, Diphyllobothriidea, Diphyllobothriidae.
AUGCGAUGGGGUAAAUCCUUCACCAUACUCAGCGACUACGCUCCUGUAAUUAAACACCUCGAUGAUGUGAUGAACAGAUUUUACGAUCCAGUCGACUAUCGCGCCCGCCGACAAAAUGGCAGCCGCCAGUGGAUUGAUUUUCCGCGGAUGUGCACCCCAUACUGCCUAGAAGGCGGUAUUACUCUGGCAAGUGUCGCUUUGGCGCGUGCCGGAUCACUCUACUCGUAA